AGGAGGGAGCGCUGCUAGAGGUCCUGCCCUCCCUCUGGUGGUUCCCGGCGCGGGGAGGAGCCCGGUCGGUUCCCAGGAACCUCAGGCUCAUGCCAGUCCCACUCCGCCCACGCCUGCAAUGGGAUGAGUCUCUGAGUCCCUUGCGGAUUAGUGUGGGCAGCCUCCCAGUGCUGGCGUCCAUGACCAAGGCAGCUGACCCCCGCUUCCGCCUACGCUGGAAGGCCAUUGUGGCAACCUCUCUGGCCUUGGCCCUUGUGCUGCUACUACUCUGCUUCCAGCGUACACCCUCGGUAAGCAGGCCAGUGCCUGCCAACGCUCAUAACUGGCGGAUCAGUGUGCUUCCCAGCGAACGGUACAAUGACACAUACCCUCUGUCCCCAGCCCAGCGGAUCCCUGAAGGUGUGCGGUAUCGCAUUGGACUCAUUGCUGACCUGGACACAAACUCCAAGGGCUCCAGUGAGCAUACCUGGAUCAGCUACCUGAAAAAGGGUUACCUGACACUGUCGGCCAGUGGGGACCAUGUCUCUGUUGAGUGGGAUACCAAGGACCACGUAUUGGAGUCUCACCUGGCUGAGAAGGGACGUGGCAUGGAGCUCUCUGAACUGGUAGUCUUUAAUGGCAAGCUCUAUGCUGUGGAUGAUCGCACGGGUGUUGUCUACCAAAUCGAUGGCACCAAGGUGGUACCUUGGGUGAUCUUGUCAGAUGGAGAUGGCAGUGUUGGCAAGGGUUUUAAGGCAGAAUGGUUGGCAGUGAAGGAUGAACAUCUGUACGUGGGAGGCCUGGGCAAAGAUUGGACAACAGCCACAGGGGAGGUGCUCAACCAGAAUCCUGAAUGGGUGAAAGUCAUCGGCUACAAAGGUGAUGUGGCUCAUGAGAACUGGGUGGCCAAUUACAAUGCACUCAGGGCGGCAGCAGGGAUCAAACCCCCAGGUUACUUGAUCCAUGAGUCUGCCUCCUGGAGUGAAACACUCCAGCGCUGGUUUUUCCUGCCUCGCCGAGCUAGUCAUAAACGUUACAAUGAACAGGAGGAUGAACGCCGUGGCACCAAUUUACUUCUUAGUUCCACACCAAACUUUGCCGAUAUCACUGUGAGCCAUAUUGGUGAUAUCACUCCCACCCAUGGCUUCUCCUCCUUCAAGUUUGUCCCUGGCACUGAUGACCAGAUCAUUGUGGCACUGAAGUCUGAGGAAGAUGCCGGACGUGUGGCUACCUACAUCACAGCCUUCACCUUGGAUGGGCGUUCCCUACUGCCUGAGACCCGCAUUGGUUCUGUCAAAUAUGAGGGCAUUGAGUUUAUUUAGUUGAGAGGAUGAAUGUUUUGAGAUAGGGCAGGUAGACUAAGGGAGGGGGGGGUGUCUCUUGGGUAUCUUCCUCUAAUUGCAGAGCAUGAUGGGACUGAGUAGUGGCAUGGUUUUCACCACCAUAAAAGCAACUUUUCUUACAGCACGUGUGGCCUGACUGUUUCUGUGCCAACUCCUAGUGGUGCAAGGUGGGCAGUGCCUCUGCAGUUUACUUUUCUCUGCUUCAUGGCAUCCUACAAGGGAUUUGUCUCGCUUCCAUCUGUUUCCCUGUUUUACUCAACUAGUCUGGUGGGCAUAUGUGAGGAGGAAUGGGCUUCAUGUUCUUCCUACCCUGCUCCAUCUCCCUCAACUUUUAUUUACGAUGAUUCACAUGUGCCUUUGCUCGGAAGGGGAGGUUUUGGCACCUGAUUCUUCAGCAAGGUGAUUAUCCACUUAUUGAGAUUAUUCAGUUACUUCCUUCAUCCUCCCCACCUCAUCCCACAGUUGUGUUGAUAUCGAUUGGAUGGGUGCUUCUCUUAUGGAACUGGGCUUUUGAUUUGGGAACAGACCCUCUCGCAGUAGGGAGGGGAUAACAGCAUAACUGGGUGUUGGUGUGUGUGGAACUAGAGUGUGUUGGUCUGAGGCAAAGGGAUCCCUGAGGCACUCUGGGCCAUUUGUAAUUUUGGGACAUGGUAGUCUAAAAUGCUGCAUGUAUGCACCCUAUAUGUCAUAAGCCACCCUUUAGAGUCAGUUCAGGGUCCCUAAAUACUUCAAAGGGUAGAUGUAGGAGUAAACCACCCUGUGUUGUUUGGAGGUCAUUAUUAGAGAGGUCUGUUCUCCAUAAUCAUGGUCCUUUUUUAACGUUGUGGUUUUCAAAAAGGAAGGGUUAGGGUGGGAUUCAGGGUCAGGAAGCCAAAAUCCCAUAAGAGUAUUGAAAUCAGAAUAAAUGGAAUGCAUUUGUUGGAUGUGUGUGAUCCUUCGUCUCCUUGUGCGAUGGGAGGGGGACCAUGACUGUAGCUCUGUGGCCCCUUUUUCUUGGGCAGGGGCCCUGGCAGCCACCCUGGUAUGGUAUAUAUUCCUUUCCCAGUCCUAAUGUUCUAAUGGCUCCUUGUUUGGGCUGCAAGUCCUAAUUUUACAAGAAAUGUGCUUAUUUCCUGACAGGUAGACUUUUCUAUGUGUUUUUGAGUCUUAUGAAACCAUCUGGAGGAAUUUAGGCUAUCAGGUAUCCCAAAAGUUCUUUUGGUUUAUACCAUAACAUACAUGACUGAAACCUGGGCCUUUUUCCCCUGUAGAAGGAUGUUCUAAUACAAAAUAAGUAAUAUUGUUUUUUUAUCAGUGCUUACCGAAAUCAGCCAUUCCCAAAAUGCUCUCCACCCCAUACAUUUGGUUUAUCUGUACCUAGCUGCUGAAUCAGUUAUGGGAUUGUGUUCUGAAUGAUAAAUCGCUAGAUGGCAGCACUUGGUUGUUGCACAGUAAGUUGGCUGUUUCUCAGCUCAUUCAACCUUCCCUGCAAGAAGGGAGGGGGAAGUGUCGCAGUGUUUACAUCAGCUAUGUCAAGUCAGAUCAAUGUGUUCUAUUAGUUUUUGCUGUUAAAUAUUAAUAAAAUUCAAAUGACUCUGUAAAAUAUAAAGCUGAAUUCAGGAUAAAAAUAAAUGAAGCUGGUAUUCAAAAUUUAA
Gekko japonicus is the source of this 2956-nucleotide messenger RNA. It is a transcript of the gene CANT1, whose product is annotated as calcium activated nucleotidase 1. NCBI's taxonomy places the organism in Eukaryota, Metazoa, Chordata, Lepidosauria, Squamata, Gekkonidae. The record is from RefSeq and is a predicted model, not a curated record. Gene Ontology annotation, molecular function: calcium ion binding; GDP phosphatase activity; UDP phosphatase activity. Bases 90 to 1301 code for a protein of 403 amino acids. Gene Ontology annotation, biological process: proteoglycan biosynthetic process. The transcript has 4 exons.